This is a messenger RNA of Balaenoptera musculus (blue whale), 468 nucleotides long. RefSeq names its product glutaredoxin-1-like. The coding region runs from base 1 to 318 and encodes 105 amino acids. The transcript has a single exon. The record is from RefSeq and is a predicted model, not a curated record. NCBI's taxonomy places the organism in Eukaryota, Metazoa, Chordata, Mammalia, Artiodactyla, Balaenopteridae.
AUGGCUCAAGCGUUUGUGAACAGCAAAAUCCAGCCUGGGAAGGUGGUUGUGCUCAUCAAGCCCACCUGCCCCUGCAGAAGGGCCCAGGAGCUCCUCAGCCAAUUGCCCUUCAAACAAGGGCUUUUGGAAUUUGUCGAUAUCACAGCCCACGAUGACACCAACGAGAUUCAAGAUUAUUUACAACAGCUCACAGGAGCCAGAAUGGUACCUCGGGUCUUCAUCGGUAAAGAGUGCAUAGGUGGAUGCAGUGAUCUAGUAAAUAUGCAUGAGAAAGGGGAGCUGUUGACACGGCUAAAGCAAAUUGGAGCUCUGCAGUAAUUAUAGAGCAGACCCCAGGCUGAUAUCCCCCUUGAGAGCUGGAUGGCGUUGCAGAUAAUGACAGCACUUCCUGGUGGAUGGACCUGGGGCUACGUUUACCCAGCUACAGCAACUGUUUACUUAAAAUUUUGAAAUAUGUUAAUGCAAAUA